Messenger RNA from Auanema sp. JU1783, 921 nucleotides. The record is from the annotation of a GenBank genome assembly. Lineage: Eukaryota; Metazoa; Nematoda; Chromadorea; Rhabditida; Rhabditidae.
AUGCCCGAGAAACGUCAUGAUGUUACUUCUGUUUUUUUGGAAAAUGAUAGACGAUUUGGGGAGAGAUUCGAAGACUUUGAACCUUUUUUUGCAGCUUUGGGAGAUGAUUCACGUGUUGGACAAAGUGUUUUUUACGCAAGUUCCGAACAUGGAAGUACACAUAACUCUGCGACGAAAACGAAAUCUUCGACUUUACCUGCCGGAAUCAAAAUGGAUUUGUCUUCGCCCACGCCUUCAGUACAACGCAAUCAGAGUAUUCACAUGAACGAAAGUAAUAUGUCUCUGCCCUACCAAUCACUGGAUCCAAUCUACACUUCUACUCCAAGUCAUGGAGACAAUGUAGAUGAUCAAAUGAGAACCGUGAAUUGUCGUUUGAAUAAGAUAGAGGAUAUGCUCGAGCAAAUCACGAGUGUUUAUAAAAACGAAGUUGCUGAUAUAACUCGAGCAUUAGACGAAGAACGAUUCAAAAACAAAAAAUUGGAAGACCUGGUCAAUGAGACCAUCGAACUUCAUCAAGCAGAGUUUUUGAGCUUGAAACAGGAGCAGAAGAAUAUGGCCAGUCGUUUGGAUUAUCAGUAUAAUGAUCGGUUCCGCCAAGUAGAAGAAAGUGCUGAAAAUGUUCAAAACCAGAUAUGUCGCUUGGAAAAUUCCAUGAAACAAGCUAUUGAUGUGCGGUUAGGUGGCGGAACAGACUGGGGAAACGCAGUAUUAUUGCCUGUUGUUAAUAUUCUGGUGGAUCUCUUGAGAUUAUCCUUAUACCUUCUUGCUACAGUUCUGGAUGUGAUCAGACCGUUCACCGGUUCAAGAUAUCGAGCUGGAGCUCUACUGUUUAUUGUUAUAUCGGCACUUCUAGUGCUAAACUAUUCUGAUCCUACUUCGCUUUUUCGAAGAAAAACACAGCCCCAAUCGAAUGAAUUAUGA